AUGCUCUCCUUGAUUAGACGCAGCUGUCUAAUUAUCGGGCUCGUGCACCAGCAGGUGAGACGGGAGCGCGCGGCGCUCUUUCUGCGCGUGAACGUGAAUAGAUGGGCUUCCGGCGUGAACGGAAGACAGCGGAAGUGUGCCAACUGUCGUGAAAGCACAUCGACGCAGAAAGAAUCGAGCAGGACUAAUAAAAGGAUAGCAAAGUAUGAGGAGGAACUUUGUCCAACAAAAGAGGAGAAGGAGCGACAACAUCAACUACUGGAUGUUUAUUAUAAGAAACAUCAUCAAGUUGUGUUACACAGAACAGACCUCGAUGAACAUCUUCCUGGUGAGCAGGAGGUGGAACCACAGUCCCCCCACAUACACGAGGAAGAAGAGGUACCACAGCCCCCCCACAUUAAAGAGGAAGACGAGAAGCCACAGACCCAUAAUGUUAAACUGACCCUUCACAUUAAAGGGCAAGCGGAGGACCCACUGAUCUUACACAUCAAAAAGGAAGAGGAUGAUCAACUGACCCCUCACUAUAAGGAGCAAGAGAACCUGCUGACCCCUCACAUUAAAGAGGAAGAGGUGGACCAACUGACCCCCUACUUUAAAGAGGAAGAGGAAGACCAUGAGCCGCCGCACAUUAAAGAGGAAGAGGGCAUCAGUCAGCCUAAAUGGUUGGAGGAGUUCCCAGUGACUGGUGUCCCUGUGAAGAGUGAAGAUGAUGAGGUGAAAGGUGAAAGUGAGGAGAGGGGUGGGGGGGAGCCUCCAAGCAGCAGCUCAACACAACACAUGACAACAGAAGCUGAUGGAGACCACUGUGGAGGAUCACAAGCAGACAAGCUCUUAGCUCCACUAUCAGAUAGUGAGGACACAACGUCACACUCUCCUGACACUGAUGAUGAAGACUCUAAAGAUAAGACAUGUCACACUGACAACACUCCCUUUACAUGUUCUCACUGUCACAAAACCUUUACAUACUAUAGUGUUCUGAAAAGACACAUGAGAACACACACUGGAGAAAAACCUUUUUUUUGUUCACUCUGUAGUAAAGGUUUUACACAAAGUCAGAAUUUGAAAGUACACAUGAGAACACACUGGUGAAAAAACUUUUUCCUGUACAAUCUGUAGUGAAGGUUUUGUAGAAAGUCGCAAUUUGAAAAAACACAUGAGAACACACACUGGUGAAAAACCCUUUGUUUGUUCAAUCUGUGGUAAAGGUUUGGCAGACAGUAACAAUUUGAAAAGACACAUGAGAACACACACUGGUGAAAAACCUUUUUCCUGUUCAAUCUGUGGUAAAGGUUUUACACAAAGUCAACAUUUGAAAAGACACAUGAGAACACACACUGGUGAAAAAUCACAUUUUCCUUGUUCAAUCUAUAGUAAAGGUUUUGUACAAAGUAACAGUUUGAAACUACACAUGAGAACACACAGUGGUGAAAAAUCACAUUCUUGUUCAAUCUGCAACAGAAGCUUUUGUGACCGAUCAAGCCUUGCAGCACACAUGAGAAGACACCCAGGAGAGAAAGUGUUGAGUUGCAGUGUGUGUGGUGAAAGAUUGUCUUCUAAGUACCAGUGUAAGAAACACAAGUGUGCUGGUGAGAACAGCAGCAGCAAAUGAAACUGCAGGAUUUGAAAUAAACUGUCCAGACUUUCAUUUUGACUUUCUAACAACAUCAGCACAUAUAACAUGUGUAACAAUCUGUUUAAUAUGCGUCUACAUUUAUAAAUUACAUAGUUUGAAAUUUGAAAAUAUUACAUAUUUGUAUUUCUAAUUGUUAAUAAUCCCAUAGAUUAUCACCUUUAUAUGAUAUACAUAUGUACUGGUUCACAUCUGAAACAUCUUCUGGACCACUUCAGGAAGCAUAUUAUUAUUUACUUUAUACAUCAUUUGAACAGUUGUCUUUUAUACAAUUUUAAAAUGUGUGACUUUAUGAAUCAUUUGUUGGGUCUCUAUAAUCUAUUUUAUUCAUUAUCGUUAUUACUCUGUAUUAUGAUGGUUGUGUUGUGAUUGUUUUAUAUGUAUGUCCCCGGACCUUUAUGCAAUAUACAAGAGAGAGAAAAUAGCUGAUUUUUAUUUUGUGAAAGGAUGGUUUUGUUUUCACAAACUUACAUAUGUGGAUAUAUCAAAUAAAUCCAGUAUUGUGUUUUAAAAAA
Molecule: messenger RNA, 2145 nt
Organism: Nerophis ophidion (straightnose pipefish)
Lineage: Eukaryota; Metazoa; Chordata; Actinopteri; Syngnathiformes; Syngnathidae
Product: oocyte zinc finger protein XlCOF8.4-like
Exons: 4
Coding region: 1-1089 (362 amino acids)
Cellular component (GO): nucleus
Source: RefSeq, a predicted model, not a curated record